Saccoglossus kowalevskii is the source of this 2074-nucleotide messenger RNA. RefSeq names its product E3 ubiquitin-protein ligase MYLIP-like. Gene Ontology annotation, cellular component: cytoskeleton. Gene Ontology annotation, molecular function: ubiquitin-protein transferase activity. Lineage: Eukaryota; Metazoa; Hemichordata; Enteropneusta; Harrimaniidae. Gene Ontology annotation, biological process: ubiquitin-dependent protein catabolic process. The record is from RefSeq and is a predicted model, not a curated record.
AUUUCAUUUAAAGUCGUUUUCCUUGAACAUUUCAUUAACACUGGACCAAAUAUAUAUGUUGGCACCCACAUCUACCAAGGUUAUUUUGCAUUUGCACGAUAAGAUCGCAUGUAAAAUGCGAAAAAUCUACCGUUUGAGGACGAUUUUUUUGUCGUAAACAACUUUUAUGACGUCAAUAAUAUAUGUAGGCCCCGCCUCGUCACCUCUCUAGGGUCAAUUUACUAAACGUUGGUUGGCUAGAAAUGAUGUCAUUCACGUGACCGAUGUGUGAACGCUUUCAAUCGAGACUGAUUAUUUUGGCCUGUCGGUGAACACGCUGCCAUUACAACAAAAUUGUCUGUUCAAUCGGCGAAAGUUGGCAGAUAUUGCAAGUUUGGAACGCUAAACAGUUCCAGUCGUUCUUUUCUGCCAAAAUGCUGGUUCUAGUUUCACUCCCGGGCUCCGUUGUUAUAGAAUUGGAUGCAAGUCCCAAAGAUAUUGGGCAAGAGUGUCUCGAUCAGCUCUGUGCAAAAAUGAAUGUGAUCGAAGUCGACUACUUUGGACUUCAGUAUACGGGUCGGAAAGGCGAAACGUUGUGGCUGAACCUUCGUAAUCCACUCAACGCACAGUUGACCGGCCCACCGCCGUUUCGACUACAACUCAGGGUGAAAUUCUUUGUUCAACCACAUCUCGUACUUCAAGAAACAGCAAGGCACAUUUUUUAUCUUCAUGUAAAGAAUGAUCUUAGUGAAGGCAAACUUGACGCUUCAACGGUUCAAGCUGCGAAGCUUUGCGCACUUAUUGCACAGGCUGAAAGUGGAGACUACAGCAAAGACAAAUCACAGUACAAUUUCUACCCACACUACAUCCCAAACUGGCCAACAACUUUUUCCACUAAUGUUGUAAUGGAGCACAGAAAGUUGGCAGGCAUGAAUCGAGGUGCUGCAGAAUAUCGCGUCCUCCAGGAAGCCUCGGCAUGUGAAAAUUUUGGCAUGGAGUAUCACGAGGUACGCAAUAAUGUUGGACAACCAAUGAAACUGGGAGUUGGACCAAAUGGCUUAACCAUUUAUGAAGAUGACUAUACGUUUGUGCAAAGCGUCAGCUUUGCGCUUAUAAAGAUGGCUACUCAUACCAAUAAAUGUUUCUUCUUAACGAUUCUUGGACCAACGGGAGACACCAUGAUGUUGGGGUUCAAGCUUAUGUCAACGAAAGCCGCUGAAGGACUAUAUCGUGCAGUCACGGAAAAGCAUGCGUUUUACCGUUGUGAAACAGUUCGUCAGGCGGUGAGGACACAGUACAGUCGGGAUUUCAAGGGCACCAUUGUUGCCCUUUUCAAUGAUAAAACAAACCUUGGCAAGAAAUAUGUUUUUGAUAUCCAGCGUACUUGUCGUGAAGUGUACGAUCACGCCAGACGGCUGAUCCACUCAACAGGGAAAGCUAUCUCUCUGCCAUCCACACCUACAAUGAGCUCAUCACGAACAUCUCUCAGAGACCGUAGUUUCAGUGACAGCAUGGACUCUUUAGACUCAAAGCAACUACGUGAGAAACUCCGGAAGAUCCAGGAGUCCAUGUUAUGUAAAGUUUGCAUGGAUGCAGACAUCAGUACUGCUUUUUGUCCCUGUGGACACCUUGUCUGUUGCGGUGUAUGUGCAGCUUGCUGUGACAAGUGCCCUCUCUGCCGGUCUAGCGUGGAACACACACAACAUAUUUUUUUGCCAAGUAGUACAGACAUGAAUGAAAUUGAGGAGUAACUUGAGAGAGAAGUAAGCAAUUUGAAAAUUGCCAAAAUAUUUAUUGUCAUCAGCCCGGGUGAUCAGAUAGAUGUUGUACAUACAUUACAUACAUCUUACCCACUAGUAUCUAUCGUUUCAGCAGAAAACAAUGCAGCAGUCUUUGUCAUAGCAGAAAACAAUGCAGCAGUCUUUUGUCAUAGCAGAAAACAAUGCAGCAGUCUUUUGUCAUAGCAGAAAACAAUGCAGCAGUCUUUUGUCAUAGCAGAAAACAAUGCAGCAGUCUUUUGUCAUAGCAGAAAACAAUGCAGCAGUCUUUUGUCAUAGCAGAAAACAAUGCAGCAGUCUUUUGUCAUAGCAGAAAA